AAGAAGGGAAGGAGUUGAGGUGGUAGUACAGAGAAAGAAGAACAUUAUGUGACUAGCUGGAUUGAACGCACUUCUACUUCCUGCCAUACAGGAGAGGGUUUGAUUUCAACCUGAGACUCUGGUCAGAGCCUGAGGUGCUUGUAUAAAUGGGCAGAAGAGAGGAGGAGUUGCAUUGGAUGGAUUGUACUGGAUUGACACACCUCCUCAUCAGCCUGAGAUGCAAUUCCAACGCUGAUGCUUCCACAGGAUGCUCAACUGGAACAAGAUGAACCCUGCCAACGCCGCACAGAUUCCUCCCAUGCAGUUUACAAGACCUGCUGCAGUGCCGCCAGGGAUGCCAUCCAUGCCUUAUACGCCGAACCAAGCUGUUGGGGCCACGAUAAAUCAGUCAGAUCCAUCCUUGCAGGACAACAGUCUACCUUACAAGGUGAAAGUUGUCAGAAUAUCCUGCCUGCUGACUGCCUCUCAGAUCAAUACGCUGACUCAAGUCGAGGGGAUCUUGAAAAGGAAGCUGGAGAGGUAAGGCACUGCCCUCGCAGCCGACUUGUUGAGGCUUGAGGUGGCAGGAUGGAGGAGAGGCUUGAAGCAGCAAGGCUGAAGCGUUCAAAGAUCUUGGAUCAUCUCCUCACGUUGGAGGGCUACUGGUCUGGCCCUCCCUCGAGCCACGAGUGCUCGGCUGAGAGCGGAGACGAGCAGCAGGAGGCGGAGGUGCUGCAGAGGAGGAGCGCUCUGAAACUCAAGGGGAAGAUAGCUGCGGGAGGGAUGAUGAUGCAUGGCAGGCUAGAUUUUGCUUCUCCCCCGAUUCUCGCGAGCCCAGGGGGCCAGGCGCUCACCCCCAAUAAGAUACCGGCGAUGUCCCUUGGCAGGGUUGGCCCGGGUGCCGUCAGCCCGGCAGGAGCGGGGAGGGCGGCGAUGCACCUUGCACCUAUAGCAGCGAUGCACCGGCCUGCUCCUCCUCCUCAGGAGGGUCCUAGUGGAGGAAGCCAGCAGUUGCUGUCGGAGGAUGCGGCUAUCAUCGCAAUGCUGAGCAAGGCGACCCACCCACAAAACUGAUGGUGAGGCGACAAGCAGAUUGAAGAGGGGGAGGGGGAGAAGCAGGCGAGAGUGAAGAGGAGAAGGAAGCGAAGUGGAAGAAAGCAAGACGAGGAGAAUUGAAGAGGGACAAGAGGUUCCUUGUUGUAAAUACAAAUGCCGAAUGC
Messenger RNA from Guillardia theta CCMP2712, 1199 nucleotides. RefSeq lists its product as hypothetical. The transcript has a single exon. Lineage: Eukaryota; Cryptophyceae; Pyrenomonadales; Geminigeraceae. The record is from RefSeq and is a predicted model, not a curated record. The coding region runs from base 568 to 1053 and encodes 161 amino acids.